Molecule: messenger RNA, 1465 nt
Organism: Aspergillus piperis CBS 112811
Lineage: Eukaryota; Fungi; Ascomycota; Eurotiomycetes; Eurotiales; Aspergillaceae
Product: lipoyl(octanoyl) transferase LIP2
Exons: 1
Coding region: 171-1037 (288 amino acids)
Biological process (GO): protein lipoylation
Cellular component (GO): mitochondrion
Molecular function (GO): lipoyl(octanoyl) transferase activity
Source: RefSeq, a predicted model, not a curated record
UACCUAUUCAAUAACUUCGCCCAAUUUCACCACUCCCUACCGUAUCUAGACACACCUUCCCCAGAAUACAAUGCAAAUACACCACCAAUCCUAACCACCCGCCAAUCCCAAUUCCAAUUCCUAUCAUCCCAACUCCACCACCCAAAAGGAAACCACCAGACCCCGGCAAAAUGCGCCUCGCCCACCUCCACCUCCCAAAUAUAACCCCCUUCAGCCGGGUCGCCAACAUCCAACAAACACUCACAAGCCGACUCCUCUCACACAAAAAGCACCUCACGCCGAACCCCCCGGACCCAACCAUAAUAACCUUCAGCCCGAAUCCCGUAUACACGACCGGCCGGCGCGACCUCCCUCCCUCCAACACCAUCAACAAUACCACCACUCUCUCCCUCCCACCCAGCCUCGAACCAAUCCGCCAGAUCCUAACCUCCCCACAACCCAACACCACUUAUGACCCUACCUCUCGGGUAGCAGAAUACCACCCCACCCUGCGCGGCGGACAAACAACCUACCACGGGCCGGGCCAACUAGUCGCAUACACGAUUCUGGAUCUACGACGGUUGGGGCUCACGCCGCGGUGUCAUAUACGGUUGUUGGAGAAUAGUGUGAUUGAUGUGUUGAGGGAGUAUGGGGUGAGGGGGAUGGUGACGGAGGAUCCGGGGGUUUGGGUGCAUGGACGGAAACAACAGGGAGGGUCUGAGGGAGGGAAAGGUGAACUGCCGAAGAAGAUUACGGCGGUGGGGGUGCAUCUUAGGAGACAUAUUAGUAGUUAUGGGAUUGGGUUGAAUGUGACGGAGGAGCCGAUGUGGUGGUUUCGGCAGAUUGUGGCGUGUGGGUUGGAGGGGAGGGAGACGACGAGUUUACAAGGGCUUGGAGUGGAGGGGGUGACGGUUGAGGAGGUGGCUGGGAGGUUUGUGGGGAAGUUUGUUGGGAGGGUGAAUGGGGAUUUUGCUUGUGGGGAGGGGGCGACGGGGGAGGGGAUUGAGGAGGUGUAUAGGGUGAGUGAGGAGGAUUUGUUGAGGGAGGGAACGGAGUGAGCGUGGUUAUGGUCUUUGUGUGCAUGCUGGGGGAAAGGGUGCGGUUGAGAGAAGGAGUUGGAAGGAGUCUAUUGAGUACGCGAGAUACGGCGUGUUCAUUAUCAAUGGUACAUUUGCAUAGUCUAUACCAAUGGUCGCAGUGAUCGACCAGAGCGAGUGAUGGAAUAUAGAUAAGCAGCCAUAGGUGUGUCCCGACUGGCGCGCUUUUCUGGAAGGUAUCCCCAGAGCAAACAUUAGGUAUACAGGAUUACAACAAGGGGUCCAACAAGUAUAUAUAGAGAAGAGAACAGAGCAAGGCAUGACAGGCUGAAAACGCCCAGGAUAUGAUAGCUCGAUGCCAGUGAUGGGAAAACCAGGGCAUUCCCCGGUUGGAAUGGCCACAGCAAAUGAUCCAGCUCAAUGGCUGAAGAGCAAGCAGGUAGAAGGGU